Messenger RNA from Lates calcarifer (barramundi perch), 4358 nucleotides. Its product is annotated as extracellular calcium-sensing receptor-like. The coding region runs from base 1704 to 4358 and encodes 884 amino acids. The record is from RefSeq and is a predicted model, not a curated record. The transcript is spliced from 8 exons. Gene Ontology annotation, biological process: G protein-coupled receptor signaling pathway. Gene Ontology annotation, cellular component: membrane. NCBI's taxonomy places the organism in Eukaryota, Metazoa, Chordata, Actinopteri, Centropomidae. Gene Ontology annotation, molecular function: G protein-coupled receptor activity.
UAAUUAUUGUCAUUAUGAUGAACGCAAUCCCUUGUCCUUUGAGGGUCAUGGGAGCUGGAACCAAUCUCAGCUGACAUUGGAUGAGAGACAGGGUACAUUCUAGACAUGUUGCCAGUCUAUCAGAGGGCCUACAGAUAGAGACAAACAACCAUUCACUCUCACAUUCACACCCAUGGUCAAUUUAGAGACACCAGUUCACUUAUCCUGUAUGUCCCUGGACUGUGGCAGUGUUUGGAUGAAACUUCCGCAGGCAUAGGGAGAACAUGCUAAAAUGGGGUUCAAACCCUGUAACUUUCUUGUUGUGAAUAAAUGUUAUGUAAAUCUCAAAUUGUUUAAAUAUUCUAGUAGUACUGAAGUUUUUUUUUGUUUGAUUAUGAACAUGUUAUGGAGGGUGAUGGGAAAAAAUAGCUUCAAAAAUAUCUAAAAAUAUUCAUUCAUGAACAUAACAGGAUUUUAUCUUGGGUUUGUGUUUUAACGUGAGAAAUUAGAAAAUCUACCUUGAACAAAAUGUUCACAUUUAGAUUUACAUUUACUCAUUCAGCAGACACUUUUAUCUAAAGCAACUUACAAGUGAGUGACACUACUAAAGCAUAAGUGCAGUAGAAAAUCUUGAAGUAGAUUCCAAGUGUUAAUUUAUGUAACUGGGUGGUAAAAGCAUAUAUUUAAAUUUACAUGCAUAAAGUAAAACCACUGUAAUUACCAUGUUCUGCUACAGUGGUAUUGCUGUGGAUGUUGACUUUGGACAGUAGGGGGUGUAGUUUCACCAAAUGUCAAAGCAGUGAGCCUGCUGAGAGGUCAGGGGUCGCUAGAAAAAUACAGGAAGUGGGAAGUGGUGUUCCCACAACCAUGCUGAUACAUGUAUGUGUGAGAGACAAGUAGAGAUUUGUGCAGAGAUCACUGGGUCAUCUGGUGGAAAUGACCAGUAUAGUAGGGUGUCAUCUGCAUAGUGUUGAAAUGAGAAUCCAUGCUAGUAGAUAAUUGAUGCAUUAAUCAAUAAUUGCUGCUGGAUAGGUCCAGCUAGAUAAGAAGUGAGAACUGAACUGCAGUUCUAGCUGCUUUUAGGGUUUCUGUCACAGACAAUAGAGCCGUUUCAAUGGAAAGACUGCUCUCAAAGCCAGGCUGAUUUGGACCACGGAGGGCACUCCAUGAGAGGAAUUCUGAGAUCUGUUUGUGAACCACCCCUUUGAUAGCUUUAGAUAAGGAUGAAAGUUACAAAACUGAGUGAAGGCUUUUUGAGCAGAGGUUUCCUGUGACUUUGAUUCACAAAAUACUACCAAAAAAUAAAUGAAUGAGAGUUAUAAAACAGGUACCUGAGACUACUUAAUUUGCUUUAGUCAUUACAAUUUAACCUUUUUCCUUGAUACAGCUUGAAUAGACUGAUCAAAGAAAUUGAACAAACAACAGAAAUAUAAAUGACACAGUAUGUUUUGAAGAAGACAUAUUCAUUUAAUGUAUACAGUGUUCACCCCACUUGAGAACAUAAGGUGUUACUUCUAAUGAUGUCACAAAUACUGUGUCUGGGCGGUCCCCUCAGAUUUGUGUGUGCCAGUACAGUACAGUACAGUACAGUAUAUAAAUCAGCUCUGUCCUGAAAUAUUUUAAUCAUUUGCAUGUGAUCAGAGAGGGCAACUACUCUAAUAUAUUUAACCAUCAGAAUAUUUGAAAUUACUGAGCUGGAGUUUCCUUUCAAACCUAGGCCAAACAUGGCAUUGUGGGCUGCAAAGCUUAUUAUGUUUCUUUCUCUCUUUAGGGGCACACCUGGCUCAGCUGCUCUGGAUAACUGUGUUUUCUUGGGGGUAGAGGAGAAAAACAGUCUAUACGAAGAUGGAGAUGUAGUUAUAGGGGGGUUAUUCCCUCUACACUACAGCCCUGAGUCUUCUCUUCCAACAUACAAAACCAAACCAACCCCCAAUAUGUAUCAGUAUUUCAGCUCUCGUGCCUUGCGCUGGAUUCAGACCAUGACUUUUGCAAUCAAAGAGAUCAACCAGCGCAGUGACCUCCUGCCACACCUCAAGCUGGGUUACCACAUCCGUGACAGUUGUGAUGACAUACCUGUGGCUCUGAGAGCACUGCUGCUGUUGGUGAACGGCCAACCAGAGAGAGGCUCAGGAGCCGAGAAUGUGAAUAGAAACAGAGCCAUGGAGAGAAGCUUUAAUAGUUCUAACUUAGGUUGUGCUGCUGUAUACAGGACUGUGUCCCCAGUUAUUAUAGGAGAUGCUAGCUCUGGGAUUUCUAUGGCCCUGCUAAGAAGCCUGGGUUCUUUCCGUAUCCCACUGGUGAGCUAUUUUGCAUCCUGCAGCUGUCUGAGUGACCAAAGGGAGUUCCCCACCUUCAUGCGCACGAUGCCUAGUGAUGCCUUCCAGAUCAGAGCCCUGGCCCGGCUGGUCAGCUAUUUUGGCUGGACCUGGGUGGGAGUCAUUGGCGUGGAAUCUGAUUAUGCUCGCUUUGCCAUCCAGCUCUUCCUACAAGAGUCAGUGCAGUAUGGUGUGUGUGCUGCCUACACUCAUUUCUACCCUGUAACCCUGAGUCAGCAGGCUCUAGAUAAGCUUCUGAAUGUUAUUCAGAUGGCAUCCUCAAAGGUCAUCAUUAACUUUUCUGGUGAGUCAGAGAUGCAGGGCAUUCUCAAAGAGAUCGGACGUUGGAAUAUAACUGGCCUGCAGUGGAUUGCCAGUGAGGCCUGGGCCACUGCCACAUUGCUCUGGGAAAAGUUUGGGGAUCUCCUGACUGGAACUCUAGGAUUUGCUAUCAGGAGGGCUGAUGUGAUUCCAGGGCUGGAGGAACAUCUCACCAGUCUCAGACCCUCCGAUAUUCAUAAAUCUGGUUUCUUGGCAGAAUUUUGGGAAGAGACGUUUAACUGUCGAUUGAACGGGUCAGUGAACAGCCACUCCCACGGGGUCGGCAACUACCUUGACAGAUUGCCAUGUAAAGGGACAGAGAGUUUAGAUGAUGUUUACUCUCCUUAUUCUGAUGUGACACAGCUACGAGUGUCCUAUAACGUCUACAAAGCUGUGUAUCUGGUGGCCCAUGCCUUGCAAGAUAUGAGUGACUGCAAAGGUGGAAAAGGUCCUUUUUCUAAUGGCACCUGUGCAGAUCCAAAACAUUUUAAACCUUGGCAGCUCAUCCACUACUUGAGGCGAGCUAAUUUUUCUGCACUGGGGGAGGAAGUCAACUUUGAUCAAAAUGGUGACCCCAUUGCUUAUUAUGAUCUUGUGAACUGGCAGAGGAGUCCUGAUGGCUCACUGCAUUUAGUUAAAGUAGGCUUCUAUGAUGCCUCAUCGCCUGCUGGAUACAGCCUGGUCAUAAAUGACUCAGUGAUUCAGUGGCCUGUCGGGAAGCAGGCUUCCCGGUCUGUAUGCAGUGAUAGCUGUCCUCCAGGUUCCCGUGUUGCCAGGAGAAAGGGGGAACCCAUCUGCUGUUUUGACUGUGUCCCCUGUGCUGAGGGAGAAGUUAGUAAUGAGACUGAUUCUUUAGAGUGCACCCGCUGCUCAGAGGACACAUGGCCCAAUAGAGCCAGAGACCUCUGCAUCCCAAAGACUAUUGAGUACCUGUCUUACCAUGAAUUAAUGGGUAUCAUGCUGUGUGUUGUAUCUGUACUCGGAGCUUGUAUUUCCCUCUCCAUCCUUGCCAUAUUCUUCACGUAUAAAGAUACACCACUGGUUCGGGCCAACAACAUGGAACUGAGCUUCCUUCUCUUGGUGUUCCUUGCCGUCUGUUUCCUUGUUGGUCUAUUGUUCAUUGGUGAGCCUUCAGACUGGCUUUGCCGUAUCAGGUAUCCAGCAUUUGGCAUCAGUUUUGCCCUCUGCAUUUCAUGCCUCCUGGCCAAGACAGCAGUGGUCCUAAUGGCUUUCAGGUCCACAUUGCCAGGAAGUAAUGUGAUGAAGUGGUUUGGACCCAACCAGCAGAGAGCCAGUGUAUUUUUAGGCACAGCUGUACAGGUAAUAAUAUGUCUUAUCUGGCUGCUCACCAGCCCACCUCAUGCCAAUAACAACACAGAUUACCACAGUGCUACCAUCAUCAUGGAGUGUGUUACUGGUUCAGAAGUUUGCUUCUGGUGUGUUCUUGGAUACAUUGGCAUCCUGGCCUGCAUGUGCUUCCUAAUGGCUUUUCUGGCUCGGAAACUCCCUGAUAAUUUUAAUGAGGCAAAGUUCAUUACCUUCAGCAUGCUGAUAUUCUUUGCAGUGUGGAUCACUUUUAUCCCAGUUUAUGUGAGCACAGCUGGAAAAUACACAGUGGCUGUCCAUAUUUUUGCAAUUUUAGCUUCAGCAUUUGGACUUCUUUUCUGCAUUUUUGCCCCAAAGUGCUGUAUCAUAAUUUUGAAACCAGAAAAAAACAGUAAGAAACACAUUAUGCAAAGGUGA